AUGCUCGGCCGCAUUCUCCUUACGCUUGAAGGUGUCAUGCUGCUCUUCGGCGUAUUAGCGGAUUGGAACGAGACACCCAUCCACAGUCCGCGCUGGCCUCCGCACGCCAGCAACGCGUCGACCCAAACGGCCAAGGACUCGCUCCGCACCGCGGGCUUCCUGGGGCCCAUCUACUGGGAGGCCGACUGGGCGUCGCUGCUGUGUCCAGGGACCUCCGGGCUGGAUCUCGAGUUCGGCGGGCCGGGUGCUUCCGAAUGCGUCGGCGGCGACACAGGCACAGGAGUUCCAUGUUGCGGUCCUGUUGGCACUCAACCAGAAGGGGGCACAGAGCGUGAAGGGACCCGAGCCCUUUCGAGAAUAGGAACAGGGGGCUGCUUCGUAAGAUUGCAGGCAACGUAA
Molecule: messenger RNA, 399 nt
Organism: Colletotrichum navitas
Lineage: Eukaryota; Fungi; Ascomycota; Sordariomycetes; Glomerellales; Glomerellaceae
Exons: 3
Coding region: 1-399 (132 amino acids)
Source: RefSeq, a predicted model, not a curated record